Penicillium soppii is the source of this 759-nucleotide messenger RNA. RefSeq names its product 18S rRNA pseudouridine methyltransferase. The record is from RefSeq and is a predicted model, not a curated record. The transcript has 2 exons. Bases 1 to 759 code for a protein of 252 amino acids. Gene Ontology annotation, biological process: rRNA base methylation. Gene Ontology annotation, cellular component: small-subunit processome; nucleolus. Gene Ontology annotation, molecular function: rRNA (pseudouridine) methyltransferase activity; rRNA binding. Lineage: Eukaryota; Fungi; Ascomycota; Eurotiomycetes; Eurotiales; Aspergillaceae.
AUGUCUAACGUUCUACCUCCAGGAACCCAGUCUUGCCCUCCUCCAGAGCUUCCUCAACUUGUUGCCGAACAGCACGUGCCUAUCCCAUCCCAUGACAAGGAUACCCAGCGCUUGAUUGUGGUUCUCUCCAAUGCCAGUCUGGAGACCUACAAGGCGGUCUCCAGCGGCCGUAGUGGAACCAAGGAUGAGAAGUUCUCUCUGCUGAACAGCGAUGAGCACAUUGGUAUCAUGCGCAAGAUGAACCGUGAUAUCAGUGAAGCUCGCCCGGAUAUCACCCACCAGUGUCUUCUGACUCUUCUUGACUCCCCCGUCAACAAGGCCGGUCGCCUCCAGAUUUUCAUCCACACCGCCAAGGGAGUGUUGAUCGAAGUCAACCCUUCCGUUCGUAUUCCCAGAACCUUUAAGCGUUUUGCCGGUCUUAUGGUCCAAUUGCUUCACCGUCUCUCCAUUCGCUCCACCAACUCCCAGGAGAAGCUCCUCAAGGUCAUCAAGAACCCCAUCACCGACCACCUGCCUCCCAACUGCCGCAAGGUGACUAUGAGUUUCGAGGCACCCUUGAUUCGCACCCGGGACUACAUCGAGUCACUGAAGCCCAAUGAGAGUGUUGCCAUCUUCGUCGGUGCCAUGGCCAAGGGUAACGAUGACUUUGCCGACUCUUUCAAGGACGAGAGUAUUAGUAUCAGCAACUACAGUCUCAGUGCUAGUGUGGCCUGUAGCAAGUUCUGUCACGCUGCCGAAGAGGUCUGGGAUAUUCUGUGA